CUUUCAUUUCCACGUCCGAACCAAAGCCUUCUGUAGAGCGUGCUUGUAACUGAUGAAAGAAGACGAAUCAUUGGUUUUUGGAUUCAUUUUUCAGAAUUAAACAGCUGUUAUACCUAUUUGUAUAACAAUUCAACUCAGAAAGUAGAGAUCCUAUAAAUAGUGUCAUCAUGCCUCGAGCGUGCUCACAAUGUGGAUGCACGGAGAUCGACACAGAUCCGGCCCGUGGCGAUGCAGUCUGCACCAAUUGCGGCACAGUGCUUGAGGACCAGAUCAUUGUCUCAGAGGUCCAGUACCAGGAGAGUGGCGCCGGUGGGGCCUCUGUCAUUGGACAGUUUGUUUCCAAUGAUGGCACCAGGGCUCAAACAUUCAGGGGGCCCUAUGGACACGGGUUCAGCUCAGAGGAUUCUAGGAAACUGACUCUAGAGAAUGGCUACAAGCGACUGAAGGAAAUGGGGGGUCAGCUCCGUAUGCAUCAGAGCAGUAUAGAGACUGCUUUUGGCUUCUUCAAGCUGGCUGUAGCGCAGAGGUUCACCAGGGGGCGCAAGAUGGAAUAUGUGCUGGCAUCGUGCUUGUACCUUGUGUGUCGUGUAGAUCCCGGGGGUAGUGAGGACCUUGAACUGAUGUUGAUAGACUUCAGCGAUAUGAUUCAGGUGAAUGUUCAUGUUCUGGGCCGCACUUUUGUUCAACUUGCAACUGAACUCUGCCAAAAUAUCAGGAUUGUUGACCCAAUUAUCUACAUCCGUCGAUUUGCAAACCAGCUUCACUUUGGCACCAAACUGAACAAGGUAGUGGAGUCUGCCACCAGGCUUGUUGCGCGAAUGAAGCGAGAUUGGAUGCACACGGGGCGUCGACCUGCCGGCCUCUGUGGCGCUGCCCUCCUCAUCUCUUCCAGAAUGCAUAAUUUCAACCGCACCAUUGAUCAGAUCAUUAAGGUUGUCAAAGUGUGUGAAAGUACAGUAAGGAAAAGGUUGCUUGAGUUUGAUAGCACCCCAUCGGCACAGCUUACCAUUGAGGAGUUUGAUAACGUGGAUUUGGAAGAGGAACAGGAUCCACCGUGCUUCACUGAGGGAAAACGCAAGGCCAAACUGGCGCAGCUCGCUGAAGGCAAAAUUCCAGAGUCUACAAUGAAAGAUUUGAACAAAUUUCAAGACAACAUCAACAAAUCUUUAAAGAAGAAAGUUUUGCCAACAGAUGACCCAAACAAAGAAAGCUUUUCUGAUGCGGACAAGGCAGUGAAGGCUCUGGACGAGGUGGUGCUGAAGGGUGCAGCUGGAUCUGAUUGGAAGAGUGGCGAGUGGAAGGGGCUGGAAGACAUGAGCAAGGUCGAAGAUGUGGUCAAAAUUGUCUCUGCCCCAGAAGAUGAGUUGAAGAGUGGGAAGAUGUCUUUAGCUGAACCAGUCAGUGAUGACAAGGUUGCAGAGGAAAAAGAGGGUAUCUGUGCCAAAGUAGAGGAUGGUGAACUUGACCUUUCAGGGAUAGAUGAUGAAGAAAUCGACAAGAUGAUCAACACACAGGAGGAGACUCAACACAAAGCCAAAUGGUUUGAGGCAGAAUUCGGCGACUACAUGGAGGUUGUCAAAGAAAGAGAAGAAAGACGUCGACUAAAAGAAGAAGCUGCAGCCAAGAAAAAGGAAAAAAAUCCCAAAGCGAAGAAAAAGAAAAAGAAAGGUGGCUAUGACUUGGAGUCUGAGCUGGCCCAGUGCAUGGAGAUCUUGAAGAAAGACAUCAAGGAGAAGAAGUUCUCCGACAAGAUCAACUACAGUGUUCUCAACACGCUGGACGCUGCUGAGCCCUCCGAACCUGUGGUCAGUCAGGCUGAAGCGGUCUCUGAGGAUGACAAGCAGGUGGAGCUAGAGCACAAGCCCCAGAUGAUCAACAGGUUCAGGAAGUCUUCUAUCUCAGAGUCAAAAACAGAGAGGAAGAGGGCUGCUGCUAACAAGAGAGUUCGAAUACAAGAUGCAAUUGACAUUGAGCCAGCCAGAAAGGUCAAGGUCUUAGAGGAAGAGGUGGAGCCAGCACCAACAGAGAUUGUGGUGGAAGAACACAGUGAGCCCAUGUAUGCUGAAGGUCAAGGUGCAGAAGAACUGGCAGAGGAAGAGGAUGAAGAAGACUACGACGACGAAGAUGAUGAAGCGGAGGAGAAAAUUCUCAGUGCCAGGCAACUGCUGGGACAGGACGUGUCUGGCUAUGAUGAAGAGGAGGAAGAUUACUAUGACUGAUCAGUCGUCACAAGUGCAGUUUUCUCAGGAUGUGUUGUGUGUAGUCAACGCCACAAGAGCCAUACAUACAAGUCACCGCCUAUUUUUGUCAGAGGGUGUUCACUUCAGGACUCUACUACUCAGUGAGCAUACGGGCAAAGGUGUCUAUGUAGAGGUUGCCAUGGCUUAUGUAUAGUCUGGUUCAUAUGAGGUCUAAGUGCAGGGCAACUGUCAGAGAAGGAUGUAUGACCACACCCCCCACCCCACU
Messenger RNA from Aplysia californica (California sea hare), 2466 nucleotides. RefSeq names its product transcription factor IIIB 90 kDa subunit. The record is from RefSeq and is a predicted model, not a curated record. Gene Ontology annotation, molecular function: RNA polymerase III type 3 promoter sequence-specific DNA binding; TBP-class protein binding; RNA polymerase III general transcription initiation factor activity. Gene Ontology annotation, biological process: transcription by RNA polymerase III; DNA-templated transcription initiation; transcription preinitiation complex assembly. Gene Ontology annotation, cellular component: transcription factor TFIIIB complex; nucleus; transcription preinitiation complex. Bases 168 to 2219 code for a protein of 683 amino acids. The transcript is spliced from 19 exons. NCBI's taxonomy places the organism in Eukaryota, Metazoa, Mollusca, Gastropoda, Aplysiida, Aplysiidae.